This is a messenger RNA of Penicillium riverlandense, 1524 nucleotides long. Its product is annotated as UPF0183 domain protein. Lineage: Eukaryota; Fungi; Ascomycota; Eurotiomycetes; Eurotiales; Aspergillaceae. The transcript has 2 exons. Gene Ontology annotation, cellular component: trans-Golgi network. Bases 1 to 1524 code for a protein of 507 amino acids. Gene Ontology annotation, biological process: Golgi to plasma membrane protein transport. The record is from RefSeq and is a predicted model, not a curated record.
AUGACUGCCAAACCAUCGGCGCAAGUACAAAUAUCCCCCGGAAAGGGCCUGGGUUCCAUCACUCUGGGCGCUUCGCUACACAACGUCUUGACCCGGGUCAAGUCGCAUCCCCAAAUCUACCCCGCGCUUGACCUUGCUUACUCCUCCGCGGACCCUGUGCGCCAACCGGUGAUCUUACAGCUCCCGUUGAAUGGCCUGCGCCUUCGGUUCGAUGGACCAGACCAGCGACUGCGCUUGAUCGAAGUCCUGGACUUCUCUCGCACCGCCCUGGUAUACAAAGCCCAGGACGUACUCAAAGGCGCCAAGCCAACUGAGCAGCCGGGAUCGCAGCAGGGCCCGACCUUCCGGCAUGUUUACAACCGUCUAUUUGGCCCGUCCUAUCCAGGUGAAUACGUACCACCGACGGAUAACUCGCCGUAUGGCACCUACGUGUUGUCAUACCCUGGCAUCGCGUUCUCGUUUCCACUGCAGCACUCGGCCUGGUCCGACCAGUGCGACUUUGUUGCCCUCCUCUCAUCAUCGGCAGCACUGCCGGCUACAUCCAUGGCCAUUUUUCAGGGACCAUCCUGGCCAGAGAUCAGAGCAAAGUUGUUCACGCAGCUGCCACAGUAUCCACGCUCCUCGGCCUUGAUUGGCAAGAAUCGAGAUACACUCGCCGACGAGAUCGAGGAGUUCCGUAUUUUAGGUGCCGGGAAGCUGGAGGUCGUGAGACGAUCAAGUCCUCCGCUAUCCAUCAAGCUUGCCGAAACCACUCCGCAAGAUCUGAUUGCCGACUUCGGCCCGCCGGAUGCCGUGUAUCGUAAAAAUGAUCGCCGAAUCUCGAUCCACCGUGCGGGUGGACGUGGUGGGGCUGCUCUGCACAUGAGCCCAUCUCCUGGUAGAGGGAUCGACCUUCCCGAUACCGAUCACUCCUCCAGUAACAGCGUGACUGAUGAUUCAGAUGAGGAGAUCUCCCCGAACAAUCUCGGAGAUCCGGGCUCGUUGCCAACGGAGUGUUUUUUUAAUUACUUCCAUCAUGGAUUCGAUGCUUUCAUAUCUUAUCCAACCGAACCAGGCCCGGCAUUCCCCACAUCGGGCUUGCCCGAUCCAACGCCUCAGCCCCCAUCGUCUCAGUUGGCAGUCACAAAGAUCAUUCUGCAUGGCAAUGUGCCGGGUUCCUAUCCUUUUAACCGUCACCGGCGCAGCCGCUGGCGGAUUCAGCUGGACGGCUCUGGUGACCAUCUGUCUUCCGAGACCCCGUACGACGAGAUCUCUGAGCGUCUGCGCGAUCUCUGGAAAGAAUCAUUCUCCAACCCUGCUGAGGAGCGUGCGCUGCAACGUCCGAUGGUAUUGAACCGCGGUUGGGGUGACAGCCCCGAGAGUAGCGUGGAGUUCCUCGGAGGAUGGGAAGAAAGCACAGCCAAAGGCGCCCGGACGGGCGAUGGCGAUGAUUCCGGGUUGGGCAACACGGAGCUCUUUGGCUUCCCGGGGCUCUUAUUUGAGGUACUGAAGAACGGCGCCGUGAGCUGCUUGACGAUCUAUUAA